Molecule: messenger RNA, 1419 nt
Organism: Raphanus sativus (radish)
Lineage: Eukaryota; Viridiplantae; Streptophyta; Magnoliopsida; Brassicales; Brassicaceae
Product: sedoheptulose-1,7-bisphosphatase, chloroplastic
Exons: 7
Coding region: 102-1286 (394 amino acids)
Biological process (GO): gluconeogenesis; fructose 6-phosphate metabolic process; sucrose biosynthetic process
Cellular component (GO): cytoplasm
Molecular function (GO): fructose 1,6-bisphosphate 1-phosphatase activity
Source: RefSeq, a predicted model, not a curated record
UUCUCCACAACAACUUGAGUUUAGUUUCUUGUCUCCAACCAUUAUCCUCUGCAUCUGUGCUUCUUCUUUUUCUUUCAUCAACCUCUUCAGAAACAUUAUCAAUGGAGACUACCGUCACGUGCUACUCACAUGGGAUCCUCCUCCCACGCGUUUCUUCUCAACGUUCCCCCACUUUGGUUUCUCCCCCUUCUUCCUUCUCCACAUCAUCCACCUUCAAGGGUCUGAAGUCAAGCUCAAUCUUUGGAGAUUCACUCCGAGUAGCACCAAGAUCGCAGAUGAAAGUAACAAAGGCCAAGAACAAUGGUGCUUCAUCCGUGACCAAAUGUGAAAUUGGUCAAAGCUUGGAAGAGUUUUUGACACAAGCAACUCCAGACAAAGGAUUGAGAACUUUGCUGAUGUGUAUGGGAGAAGCAUUGAGGACAAUAGCUUUCAAAGUUAGGACAGCUUCUUGUGGUGGAACAGCUUGUGUUAACUCCUUUGGCGAUGAACAACUUGCUGUUGAUAUGCUCGCUGAUAAGCUUCUCUUUGAGGCUUUGCAAUACUCGCAUGUGUGUAAGUACGCUUGCUCUGAAGAGGUACCUGAGCUUCAAGACAUGGGUGGUCCAGUGGAAGGUGGGUUUAGUGUGGCGUUUGAUCCACUGGAUGGAUCCAGCAUUGUGGAUACAAACUUCACUGUGGGAACGAUCUUUGGGGUUUGGCCUGGUGACAAGUUAACAGGAGUCACAGGAGGAGAUCAAGUGGCUGCAGCCAUGGGAAUCUAUGGUCCAAGAACCACCUAUGUUGUGGCUAUUAAAGGGUUUCCAGGAACUCAUGAGUUCUUGCUUCUUGAUGAAGGGAAAUGGCAGCAUGUUAAGGAGACAACAGAGAUUAAUGAAGGGAAGAUGUUCUCACCUGGAAACUUGAGAGCCACGUUUGACAACUCUGAAUACAGCAAGCUGAUUGAUUACUAUGUGAAAGAGAAGUACACACUGCGAUACACAGGAGGAAUGGUUCCUGACGUUAACCAGAUUAUUGUGAAGGAGAAAGGAAUCUUCACGAACGUGACUUCUCCUACGGCCAAGGCAAAGUUGAGGCUGUUGUUCGAAGUGGCUCCUCUUGGACUGCUCAUUGAGAAUGCUGGUGGGUUCAGCAGUGAUGGACAAAACUCUGUGCUUGACAAGACCAUCGUCAACCUCGACGAUAGAACUCAAGUUGCUUAUGGUUCAAAGAACGAGAUUAUUCGUUUCGAAGAAACCCUUUACGGAACUUCAAGACUCAAGACUGCUCCCGUUGGAGUUACUGCUUAGAACUCCCUUUUUAAAUAUAAACUGCAAGCAUGUUUAUUUUUCCUUUUUCCAAAAAAAAACGGAUAAUGUAUGUACUUUUGCUAUUGGGUUAUAUAUAUGAGAAGCAACAAAACCAUCAGCAAUGGUUUUAAUA